Molecule: messenger RNA, 1830 nt
Organism: Aspergillus japonicus CBS 114.51
Lineage: Eukaryota; Fungi; Ascomycota; Eurotiomycetes; Eurotiales; Aspergillaceae
Product: putative exopolyphosphatase
Exons: 1
Coding region: 63-1751 (562 amino acids)
Cellular component (GO): cytoplasm
Molecular function (GO): exopolyphosphatase activity
Source: RefSeq, a predicted model, not a curated record
CGACAUCGACAACGACAACAGCGUCCUUCGUUCGCUGCAAGUCAACGUCCACCCGCCUCAUCAUGUCGGCCCUCAACCGGAGUCUCUUCAGAUUCCUCGCCCAAUCCCUCCAAACCCACCACCGGUUCCUGGCCGGUCGCAUCAGCCGCCCGGAGGAGACGCCGAUCUACGUCAUCGGCAACCCGUCGGCGGACGUGGACUCGAUCAUCUCCGCGCUGGUGUACGCCUACUUCGCCCAUCCACGGCCUCACGUCCCCCUCAUCAACCUCCCCGACGUGCCCUCCGGCUCGGAACUGCGACGUCUACGCCCGGAAUUCCUCGAAGCCCUGCACCUGGCCACGCACCCCGCGGCCCCGACCGAGCAACCAUGGGAGAUUGAGGCGGACACCACGCCGGACCUCCUGCGCAGCCACCUGCUCACCGUCGCCGACUUCGCCGCCCACCUCGCCCAGUCCAGUGCCGCUGACACGCUCCCCGCCGUCGACGCCGUCCUGGUCGACUGGAACGCGCUGCCCAACCGCUCCCCGUCCCAGAAAGGCCACGGCACGCUCCCGGGGCUCGAGACGAUCACCUUCAACGUUGUGGGCUGCAUCGACCACCACGUCGACGAGGACUUCCUGCCGCCCAUCGCAGCCGACCAGCCGUUCCUCCUCCAGCCCACGGGCUCCUGCAUCUCACUGGUCGUGAGCAUGCUAGAACGAAUGGGCCGGUGGACGCCGCACCCUCUCUCCUCCACCUCCACCUCCCCCGCACACAACCCAACCACCUCCCCCACCCCGGACGCCGAACUCACCACCGCCGCCGCGCACGAGCACCAACUCUCCAAACUCGCGCUCGCGCCCAUCCUCAUCGACACCGCCAACUUCACCGCGAAAGAGAAAGUCACCGACGCCGACACGCUGUCCUACAGCUUCCUGCGCGCCAAGAUCAACAGCACCAACUGCCAGCAGCAGCUCGGGUCGAUCGCCGUGGGCAUCUCGUCCGGCGAGAAGCUGUGGGACCACCACGCGUUCUACCGGCGGAUCGCGACGGCCAAGGAGCACAGCCUGGAGCUGUUGACGGUGGCGGAAGUGCUGGGGCGGGAUUAUAAGGAGUGGGUUGAGGUGCCUUCGUCUGCCUCCUCUUCCCCCGGGGAUGCUCCAGGUGGUAGUGGUAGCAGUGGGGAUAAACCCGCCGCACUCAAGAUCGGAAUCAGCUCGGUCGUCAAAUCGCUCCCCUGGGUGAUCCGGAAGGCCAACUAUUCCAACUCCAACGCCAACUCCAACGCCAGCUCCGCGCCCGAAGUGUUCCUGGCCGAGCUGGACGCGUUCGCCCGCCAGCGGGGCCUGGAUAUCGUCGUGCUGAUGACGGCGUUUGCGGGUCCGGCUCCUUCGUCCCCUUCCCCUUCUGCGUCUCCCUGCUCUUCUCCGGGGAACUCGGCACGGAAAGAGCGCUUCCACCGCGAGCUUUUUGUCGCGGUGCCCUUUGCAGUGGGCAACCGCAGGGACACCGCCGUCGCGGCGGCGGAGGCGUUCGUGCGGCGCGGCCGCACGGCGCUGGGGCUGGAGCGGUGGCGGGCGCUGCUGGACGAGGACGAGGCGGUCGGGCAGGUGUGGUUGGAUUGCGUGGCGCAGGAGCAGGAGCAGGAGCAUGAGCAUGAGCAUGACUCCCAGGAGGCAAAUAUGUGGAAGGGGGUGUGGGUGCAGGGCGAUGUGACCAAGAGUCGGAAGCAGGUCGCGCCGUUGGUGAGGGAGGCGGUCUGCGCUGUCUAGUUUCGGCGGUGUCUGGGGCGGUUUUGGCGGUGUAUUGUAUAUACUUUCUGGAUUUGUAGACAGAGCUAUGAUUUAGUAU